This is a messenger RNA of Triplophysa rosa, 1395 nucleotides long. RefSeq lists its product as uncharacterized. Lineage: Eukaryota; Metazoa; Chordata; Actinopteri; Cypriniformes; Nemacheilidae. Bases 1 to 1395 code for a protein of 464 amino acids. The transcript is spliced from 5 exons. The record is from RefSeq and is a predicted model, not a curated record.
AUGGCGGGUUCAGAAAGGGCGAACACCCUCCACGCCCACAAAGCGCUGCUGCCUCUUCCUCGCGUGCGCACGGGUGUCAGAGCGCUCAGUUCAAGCGCGAGGCUGCGCCUUAACAGCACGAUGUCGUCUGUGAGGCUUCAUGUCGUCGCAUCUGAGCGCAGGUAUUGCCGGAUAACACGAAGGGAUUUUCAAACGGAUCCAAAUGCAUGUGGACCUCAGCGCACUCCUGAAAACUACAAUUCUGCAGUAGACAUCUUACAGUCUGAGGGACAACAAAACGUUGAAGAAAUGGGUGACUCAGAGCUAAACAUUUCAAACAUCAGCAAUGCCAUUGAUGCUGUAUUACCUGACCUCCCAAUUGCAACAAAAAAAUCUCUUGAGGACACCUUAAAGUCACUUGGAGUGGAGACCCCUGAAGAUUUCAGAUUUCUUGAGGAAUCAGAUCUGGCAGCUGUACUGAGGCCCAUUCAAGCCAGGAAAUUUAUUUCUGUUCUAAAGGAGACCACACAAAUUUCUGAAACCCCAAAGCAACCAGUCUGUUCAUCUCCAGGAUCUUUUCUGUCCCAGAGUUCUUCAUACUCAUCUCCCAGCACCUCCCCUCCUAGUGUGAACUGGGUGGACAGCUUUGAAGUCCCAUGGAAUAAGUUUCCUGAGGAAUUAAUGCAGGCACUUGAGAGACAAAAAAGACCAAGUCCUCGGUUGCGUAGGGAAAUGGUGAGGAUUGUUGUUGCGGCAAUGUUGAAAGUUUGUGCUUGUCCAAGUAGGAAUAAUUUAACGGAGGUCGCCAAAAGGAUGGUUGCCAAAUAUCCAAAGUCUUUGCAAGAUGUGAUUGAAGAGAGUGUGAUUGGUCCUGGAUACUACUCCUUGGUAAAACAAUUUCAAGCCAGGGUUGAAAAUGCAAGAAGGACCAGCACACCAAAAAUAAAAAAGCGCAUUCAUGAUACAGAGGAAUGUGACACUGAGGAAGUCACACCUGAAAAAAGAGCUGCAGUCCAAGAUACAUACGGCUGCACUAAUUGGGAAGUUAGAUAUAUGCCCCUCAUUGAAACUGCUGAGAGUCAGCAGUUGAAAAAAGACAAGAUGAGGAGUCUGUCACAAACAACUGACUGGAAUGAAGAGGAAUUGAGGGUUCUCAUGAAAUCUACAUACUACAGUCAACGAAAAGAUAUCAACAAAGGAACAGACAUGAAAACGCUCACUGAGGAGUGGCCAUUUUUGUUUCAGGAAAGUGGUAUGGAAGUGCACUUUAAAGACCUCACAGGCAUACCACUUAAAGAGACCUUCCUGAACAGCAUUGACAAAAAAGGAAACAGGCUGUUGAACUUCAUGAGGAAUGUGUGUGCAACCAAGAACAAGCGUGUCUUACAAAAGAGGAGCUCCUUCUUCAUUAUGUAG